Messenger RNA from Rhinocladiella mackenziei CBS 650.93, 1557 nucleotides. RefSeq lists its product as uncharacterized. NCBI's taxonomy places the organism in Eukaryota, Fungi, Ascomycota, Eurotiomycetes, Chaetothyriales, Herpotrichiellaceae. The record is from RefSeq and is a predicted model, not a curated record. The transcript is spliced from 4 exons. Gene Ontology annotation, molecular function: oxidoreductase activity, acting on paired donors, with incorporation or reduction of molecular oxygen; heme binding; iron ion binding. The coding region runs from base 1 to 1557 and encodes 518 amino acids.
AUGUUUAGCGAGCGAUUGACUGGGAUCCUGCUGGCUUUCGCCCAAAAGCUCACCGUGACACAGGCGUUUCUGUUUCUUCUCGCUCUUUUCCUUGCUUUGCAGGUGCUCCUCACCAUUUAUCGUCUUCUAUUCCAUCCUCUGGCCAGGUUUCCCGGCCCGAAGCUCGCUGGAAUAUCUUACUGGUACGAAUAUUACUACGAUGUAUCGAAGAAGGGCCGAUUCAUAUGGAAGAUCAUGGAAUUGCACGAAAGAUACGGGCCCGUCGUUCGGAUCAACCCAAACGAACUUCACUUCAACGACCCCGAAUUCUACGAUGAAAUAUACCACGGCAAGAAAAUGAGGACGGAUCGCGACCGGUGGUUUAAUCUCGACCACCUAGGUCAAGGCCUUGCAUUCACUAUCGACCACGACCUACACGCCAGACGUCGACAUGCUCUCUCCCCAUACUUUAGUAUGCAAUCAAUACGAGCACUAGAGCCUCGAAUCACCGAUGUUGUUCGGCUCAUGGUGGAUCGUCUCCACGAAGCACACAAGUCCGGCACAGUUCUCAAUCUCUACUACCUCUUCUCUGGCUAUGCACUUGAUAUAGUCUCGGAAUAUGCCUUUGGCAAAGACAUCUCGAUGAAGUUCAUGAGUAAUCCAGAAUUUGGCAAACUAUGGGCUAAUCUGACCGCGGAGACAAUACAAAUAAACAACUUUGGCAGGCAAUUUAAAUGGCUCAUGGUGUUUAUGAUGUCUCUCCCAGAAUCCAUUAUGAUCAAGCUAAAUCCAAAGAUUGCUCGGCUCAUAGACUGGCGAGGUAGCAUCGUCGGCCAAGUCCGGCAGGUAUUGGACGAGAAACUGGACGAAAAGCCAAAAGACGAACCGACGACGGUGAUCAGGGAGCUGGUGGGCAGCGACUUACCUCCAGAGGAUAAGACUUUACAACGUUUGUCGGAUGAAGCAAACAUGGUCGUUGGAGCAGGAGGCGAGACAACGGCGCAGACGCUUACUAGGACGUUUUACCACCUGCUCCAGAGCCCCCGCGUCAUGGAACGACUCAGAAAAGAAUUGAACGCUGCCAUACCCAGUCCCAUGAAGAUACCCUCGCUAGCAACACUACAGAAUCUGCCAUACUUGAACGCAGUGGUGGAUGAAGGCGUUCGGAUAUCGUUUCCCGUGCCGGCGAGGUCACCCAGAAUCUUUCGAGACCACGCCUUGCAAUAUGGGGAAUGGACGAUUAAACCAGGAACCUCGGUCUCCAUGUCUCCGUGGAUGGUUUCGAUGAGCGAGAAGAUUUUCCCGGAGCCGUUUAAAUUCAAACCGGAGAGGUGGCUGGGAAACAAGGAACUACGCAAAUAUCAGGUCACAUUUGGUAAGGGAAAGAGAGCGUGUCUGGGGAUCAACCUCGCCUAUACCGAGAUGUUGUUCGCCGUGGCAAUGAUUGUCCGCAACUUUGAGUUGGAGCUGUAUGAGACCACGUGGGAAGAUGUCGAGAUCGUGCAUGACUUCUUCAUGGCGCUUCCAAAGGCGAGCUCCAGAAGUGUACGAGUCGAGGUGACGAAAGAGCUCUCAUGA